Messenger RNA from Agelaius phoeniceus (red-winged blackbird), 4174 nucleotides. It is a transcript of the gene PUS10, whose product is annotated as pseudouridine synthase 10. Gene Ontology annotation, molecular function: RNA binding; pseudouridine synthase activity. The record is from RefSeq and is a predicted model, not a curated record. Gene Ontology annotation, biological process: tRNA pseudouridine synthesis. Lineage: Eukaryota; Metazoa; Chordata; Aves; Passeriformes; Icteridae.
AUGUCUCCAGUGGCAGAGAAGGACAGAGCAGUUGUUCAGCUCCUGCUCAACGCUGGCACGUGCCCACGAUGUGUUCUGAGGUUCUGCUCUGUGGGGUCACAGCUGCUCUACAGACACCCACUCCAGGAUCUGCUGAAGGAUCUGCAGGAAUUUCUGAAGAACAGCCAGGAAAAGGAAGGCACAGUGUGUUUGGAUGUGGCUGACCCCCCUUGUAAGAGACUCAGGCUCGAGCACAAGGAGGAAGGUGCUGAUGAGCUGAACCACAACGGGGCCAUCCCACAGCUCCCCUCAGCUGGGAAUGCUGGGAAUACUGGGAAUACUGGGAAUCCUGCCCUCAGUGGGAAUACUGCCCUGGAGAGCUCUGCUGGGAGGGUCUGCAACGUGUGUUUGGGAAUUCUCCAGGAGUUCUGUGAGCCUGACUUUGUUAAAAAGGUGUGCCAAAAAGUUAAUUCUGCUGACUACCAGUUCACCAGUUUUGUAUUUUCUGUGUCACUACCCCCACAGCUGUCUGUCAGGGAGCGUGCUGCUUGGCUGGGGGUGAAGCAGCAGAUGAGAAAUCUGGGCCUUCCCUUGGCCAAGGAUGACAUUGUUCAGCUGAAGGAAGCUUACAAGUGGAUUAUUCAUCCCCAGCUGGCAGAAGAGUUGGGUGUUCCUGCUGAUGGAAAGAGUUUGUUUGAAGUCAGCGUGGUCUUUGCUCACCCAGAAACAGACGAGGAGUGCCAUUUCCUAGCCACAGCCUGCCCAGACUGUUUCAAACCAGCAAAGAACAAACAGUCUGUUUUCACCAGAAUGGCAGUUAUAAAAGCCCUGGAGAGGAUAAAAGAAGAGGAUUUUCUCAAGCAUUUUCCAUGUCCCCCAAGCUCACCAAAGAACCUCUGUGAUGCUCUGGAAAUCCAGUGCAAUAAUGGUGCAGUUUUUGUGGCUGGAAGAUACAACAAAUACUCCAGGAAUUUACCUCAGACUCCCUGGAUUAUUGAUGGGGAGAGGAAGCUGGAGUCUUCAGUGGAAGAAUUGAUUUCAGAGCAUCUGAUGGCACAAUUCAAGGCAGACAGCUUUAAUUUUAGUUCCUCUGGAAGAGAAGAUGUGGAUGUAAGGACACUAGGCAAUGGAAGGCCCUUUGCGAUGGAGCUGGUGAAUCCCCGCAGGAUCCGUUUCAGCGCCGAGGAGAUGAAGAGGCUGCAGCAGGCAAUUAAUGACUCUUCAGACAAAAUACAGGUUCGAGAUUUGCAGCUUGUCACCAGAGAGGCAAUUGGUCGUAUGAAGGAAGGUGAGGAGGAGAAGACAAAGACCUACAGUGCCUUGAUCUGGACAGACAAAGCGAUACAGAGAGAGGACAUCGCGUUUCUCGAUGAUAUCAAGGAGCUGAGGCUGGAGCAGAAGACGCCGCUGCGGGUGCUGCACCGGCGGCCGCUGGCCGUGCGCUGCCGGCUCAUCCACAGCAUGAGGAGCGAGUACAUCGACCAGCACCACUUCCGCCUGCACCUCAGGACACAGGCAGGAACCUACAUUAAAGAGUUUGUGCACGGAGACUUUGGGAGAACAAAGCCCAACAUUGGGUCCCUUCUGAACAGAACUGCUGACAUUCUGGAGCUGGAUGUAGAGUCUGUUGAUGUUGACUGGCCUCCAGCCCUGGCUGAUUAACCCCUGGAGCUGGGAUGAGGAAGCAGCAGCUCCCUGGCAGCAGCUGGUGACCAGACACUGUGCAGGAUCUGUCACAGCCUGGGUGCCAAGGGUGUCCCUGGAACAUUGGGAUCAUGUUGAUCUGCCAGAGGAUGAUACCCUUGGGCACCACUUUACACACUCAGGACCAGGUAGUGUUGGUUCAGUCUCUAGCCUUACUUUUAUUUCUUCUGUACAUAAAAAGAUUUUGGGGAGCCAAUGUCUAUAACCCUCCAUCAAGCCAGGUUUGAUUUAAAUUUUUUUUUCUAUUAGAUACUACAGCUUUCCUUGUGUGGAUGCAGGUAACACUGAGUUACCUGAAACCCACUCCCAACUUUUCCUGAGACACUGCCUUUGUUUUGGUCAGUGGCAGUAGAGAUAAGCAGAUUUGUCUCUCAGAGUGCUUUUCAAAGGGGAAAAAAAACCAUUUUCUGAGGAAAACUUUGCACUUAAAACCAAGUUUUUCUCAUUUAAAAACAUUGGGGAUGCUUCCUAGAAACAAGAGUUGAGGCCUCCUCAGCCCUUUUGAGGAGUAGGAAUUCCCCAGUGAGUCACAAUGUACAAAAAGACUGUGAACUCCUGACAGUGGUGGGUGAUGGGAAUCUAAAGAAAAACAGGAACAAAACAGGAACACCGAGAAUGUCAACGAGCAGGCAGAAACAGGAGCUACCACAGGGUGCUGGUAUCGAGAGAGAGAGAUAAAAACCUCUGAUUUAGCAGCAUAAUAAAUUUUUUCUUGUGCCUCACUUUGGAUGGAUGCCUGGAAGAGUUGAAUACAGCCUAGGAACUGGAAUAGGGAAGAUCUGAGGUUUUCUUUGGUUAUUUUAAAUGUUUCCUACUAAGCACCACCAAGGUCUUUAGGAAGUCAUUUUCUAUACCAGUAUCAUGUUAAUCCAUUAGGGAGGUGCUUCCCUGAAGUACAGAAGAGUUAAACUAUCAACAAGAAAUUAAGGUUUGGAAUCUCAGAGCUCUUUGUUAACAUUUUGGGGCUAAAGAGGGUAACAUUUGCCAAGACAAGUUACCCUCCACUGUCUGGGGACAGGGAGGAUGACUGGGAUGUCUUCCCUUGAAUUCAGUGAUGCUACAACAGCUCCAUCACAGCUUGAGCUGGAGGCUCUAAAAGCGUUAAUAAAUACAUUUUUAAGGAGCUCCUGUAAGGCUCUGCCUGUGCUGGGCUCUCAACUUGUGUCUGUAACGUAAGUAAUUCAGAAGCUCCUGUUUUUCUAACACAGAAAUUUGAUUCAGACAGAAAUACUAUUUUUGGUUUUAAUAUUAAAGCUCUUAUGAGCAACACAUUCCAUGAGUAGUUCUCAGAUAAUAAUCUGCAGCCAGGAAGGAAAUGUCAUUAAUGAUGGAAAACUAAACAAACUGAAUUCAGAAAACAAAAGGGAAUUUCAUAUCUGCAUGAUUUCUUGAAACUCACAGUGAGCUAAAAUACAAUUUAUAAAUUCCAUAAUCUACAAGGGAAAGAAAAACUGUAAACAAGACUGUGCUCUCUGGACACAACAGGCAUGGGAAGAGCUGCUCCAAGGGGCAAUGGAGCCAGAGAGGGGAGAGGGAAAGGGCUGCCAAGGACACACAAGGCUCUUCCCUGUGCAGCUCCUGCCUCACCUGGGGAUCCCAGGCAGAAUCCAGGAUAAGGAUUGGACUGGAUCCAGCUCAGGGUGCUGGGUCUGAGCUCUUCUCUGGGCAAGGCAGAGAGCUCCUCCCAAAACUCCCAGGCUGUUUAUUUUUGUGGGAAAUCUGAAGUAUCCAAAUGGGAGGGUGGAAGCUGAUAUGCAAAUAUCCCUGAGCUCUCAAGGCAGCUCCUGGGCACCAAUCACGGGCAAAAAUGAAACUGAGAAAUGUAAACUGGGGCUCUGAACUUGGUUUCCAGUCCAGUUUUGUAACCAUCACAUACUGAAUAUUGCAGCAAUAACAUUCAUGUUGCACUUGGGCCUUCAGCUGAUUUUUAGGAGUAUUUUUGUGAGUGCUCAAACUGGGUGUUUGGUGAGAGCCAGAUUUCAUCUUGGAUUUCCCCAGCUGGACACCUCUAAUGCCUCCCCCCUGCAUUUUGGUUUUGCAUCAGCUCAGCCAAAAGCAUCUGUGCCCUAAAACCCAACAGCUCUGCCACAAAACCUGCUCAGGCAGAUCAGCCCUCACGUGCUUGAGGUUUUAUAGGGGCCACCAGCAACAGGGAGCAGAAAAUACCCCAAAAAACCCAGGAUAAGCAACCAAGAACCUACCUUGUCCCUUUUCCCUGCCUUCCCGUGGUGAGGGACGUCACGAGGCCGAGGAGGCUGCAGAAGCUGAGCACUUGGUAUAACCAGUUUUUUUAAUUACCAAACCAACUCGUUUACAAAGGAAAACAGAACUUGGAAAAUAUUUAAUUAUACGGUAAAAACAAAUUGUACUACAAAGAGCUUUAUAAAGUGAGCAAAGGGUUUUCUGAAGUGAGCAAAAUGUUUACAUUUAAUAUAGUUAAAACUGAGAACUUCAAAAAAAAAGAAGAACUGAAUAAACAACACAAUUCAAA